Molecule: messenger RNA, 711 nt
Organism: Peromyscus eremicus (cactus mouse)
Lineage: Eukaryota; Metazoa; Chordata; Mammalia; Rodentia; Cricetidae
Product: putative olfactory receptor 3A4
Exons: 1
Coding region: 1-711 (236 amino acids)
Biological process (GO): G protein-coupled receptor signaling pathway
Cellular component (GO): membrane
Molecular function (GO): G protein-coupled receptor activity; olfactory receptor activity
Source: RefSeq, a predicted model, not a curated record
AUGGAUCUGGGAGCCUCGGGAAAUGAUUCCUGUGUGACCGCAUUUGUCCUGCUGGGUCUCACCGAGACUCCAGCUCUGCGGCCCAUCCUCUUUGUCAUCUUCCUUCUUGCUUAUGUAGCUACCGUCGGUGGUAAUGCCAGCAUCCUGGCUGCUAUCUUUAUUGAACCCAAGCUCCACACCCCCAUGUACUUCUUCCUGGGGAACUUAUCUGUGUUGGAUGUUGGAUGCAUCAGUGUCACUGUUCCUGCCAUGUUGAAGCAUUUCCUGUCCAAUGACAGACACAUUGCCUAUGGGGCCUGCCUCUCACAGCUCUUCUUCUUCCACCUCCUGGCUGGGACAGACUGCUUCCUGCUGACUGUCAUGGCCUAUGACCGCUAUGUGGCCAUCUGCUACCCUGUCACCUACAGCACUCGUAUGAGCUGGAGGAUUCAGAAGGCCUCAGUGUGUCUGUCAUGUGUAUUUUCCUUUAGCAAUGCAUUGACCCAAACUGUUGCCUUGUCUACUCUUAAAUUCUGUGGCCCCAACACAAUCAAUCACUUCUACUGUGACCUCCCUCAGCUCUUCCAGCACUCCUGCUCCAGCAUCCAUCUCAAUGAGCAGCUGCUCUUUGUAGCAGCAUUAUUCUAUGUAGUAGUUCCCGAUACACAAACAAUACUUUAUAUCUUGAAUCUUAUUUGGACUUCAAGACAAUACUAUCAGCCUACAGGAUAA